Messenger RNA from Alternaria rosae, 2726 nucleotides. Its product is annotated as glycoside hydrolase superfamily. Gene Ontology annotation, molecular function: steryl-beta-glucosidase activity. NCBI's taxonomy places the organism in Eukaryota, Fungi, Ascomycota, Dothideomycetes, Pleosporales, Pleosporaceae. Bases 129 to 2396 code for a protein of 755 amino acids. Gene Ontology annotation, biological process: ergosteryl 3-beta-D-glucoside catabolic process; carbohydrate metabolic process. The transcript is spliced from 4 exons. The record is from RefSeq and is a predicted model, not a curated record.
GCCGCCGCUACGCCAUCAGGACUAGACAGGCGCAUACCUCAUAGCUCCUCUUCACAUCCGCCUUGCGCACCUUUUCCUAUUCCUCUCAUUCACUCCCCUCAUACCCGUCCACACGCCUGCCACCAGUAAUGUCUCCCAUUCGGCUGCGUAUCGACGGACGCAUAUUCCGGGAUCCUCAGAACCGCGAAGUCACGCUGCACGGUAUCAACUGUGCAGCCGACGCCAAGUUCCCUGCGAAGCCAGAUCAGCCUUCCCACAUUCCAGACAACUUCUUCGACGGCGACAAUGUCUCCUUCGUCAACCGACCCUUUUCGCUAGAAGAUUCCGCGACACACUUCUCGCGAUUACGUAGUUGGGGUUACAACACCAUCCGCUAUGUCUUCACGUGGGAAGCCAUAGAGCACUCGGGACCGGGCAAGUACGACGAGGAGUGGAUAGACCACACCAUCGCUCUAUUACGAAAGGCAAAGGAAUAUGGAUUCUACAUCUUCAUGGAUCCUCACCAGGAUGUCUGGUCAAGAUUCUCUGGAGGUUCUGGCGCGCCCAUGUGGACUCUGUAUGCUUGCGGGCUUGACCCCGAGAACUUCGCCGUCACCGAAGCCGCCCUCGUGCACAACACAUACCCCGACCCUGCCACCUUCCCUAAGAUGAUCUGGACCACCAACUACACACGAUUAGUAUGUCAGGUUAUGUGGACACUGUUUUUUGGUGGUAGGGACUUUGCGCCCAAGGCCAUCAUAGACGGAAAGAACAUCCAGGACUACCUGCAAGAUCACUACAUCGGGGCAUGCGAGCAUCUUGCGAAGCGGAUACACCAAGCAGGCGACUUGUGGCACGACCCGAUAAUUGGGUGGGAAAGUAUGAACGAGCCCAACAGAGGUCUCAUCAGCUACCAAGAUAUUACCCAAAUCCCGAGCGAACAAAAGCUACAGAAAGGCACCUCACCGACGGCUUGGCAGGCGAUACUUACCGGAUCGGGUAGAGCUUGCGAGAUCUCGACUUGGGAAUUUGGCGGAUUGGGACCAUACAAGAGUGGUUCAGCGUUAGUGGAUCCCGAAGGCACUAUGGCAUGGCUAUCAAAAGAUUACGACGACUCCAAAUACGGCUGGAAACGCGACCCAGGGUGGAAAUUGGGCGAAUGCUUGUGGGCGCAACACGGUGUCUGGGACCCGGCGACUGACACGGUCUUGAAGAAGGACUACUUCGGAAUCGAUCCCAAGAAUGGGGCAAAGAUUGACUACGAGUACUUCACAAACCACUACUGGCUUCCGCACUACCGGGCGUACAGCAAGAUGGUCAAGUCCAUAUUCCCGGACUCUUUGAUGUUCUUCCAGCCGCCAGUGUUGGAAAUACCGCCAAAGGUCAGGGGCACAGAAGAUGAUGACCCAAACAUGAUCUUCUCGCCGCAUUACUACGAUGGUAUCACACUGAUUACCAAGAAGUGGAACCGCGUAUGGAACGUUGACGUAUUUGGUGUACUGCGAGGAAAGUAUUUGACGCCAGCUUUUGCCAUAAAGAUUGGCGAGAAUGCUAUUAGAAACUGCUUCUCCCACCAGCUCAAAGCAAUCCGAGACGAGGGUACGGAGUAUACUGGUGUCCACCCCUGUAUCUUCACUGAGAUCGGAAUCCCAUACGACAUGGACGAUAAGUAUGCAUACAAGACAGGUAACUACAGCAGCCAGAUCGCCGCUUUGGAUGCCAAUCACUUUGCGCUUGAAGACAGUAAAGCCAAUGGCUUCGCCCUAUGGACCUAUGUCGCAAAUAAUUGCCACUAUUGGGGCGAUCUCUGGAACGGAGAGGACCUCUCCAUCUACUCAGUAGACGACAAAGCGGUCCCUGCAGGCCCCUUUUCGCCGGCCGACUCUCGUGCGUCGCUAGACAAGAAUUCGCCCACGUUCUCAAGAGCACAGUCGACCGAUACCCUUAGCAUCAACCCUUCAAAUCUGCAGAGGACCAUCACCACAGAACGAAUGAGCUCAAAGAAAGAUGACGAUGACGUUCGGGGUCUGCGUGCAGCAGAGGCCUUCAUCCGCCCCACCCCCGUCGCCGUCCACGGAGACAUUUCGUCGUACGGGUUCGAUCUCAAGAAUUGCACAUUCAAGCUUGCUCUUUCUGCGCCAAGCUCGACAUCAGAAGAUUUCCCUACGGUUUGCUACCUGCCUGAGUUUCACUUUCCGUCAGGACAAACCAAUGUCGAGGUCAGCGGUGGCAAGUGGACUAUCACAUCCGAGGAGACCGAUGGCGCGCUGCAGCAGACGCUGCGGUGGUGGCACGCGGAAGGUGACCAGGUCAUGACUGUCAAAGGCGUCAUGCGAAAGCCGGGAAGCGCGUUAGGCACGGAAGAAGAUGAAGGGUAUCUCCAGCAGUGCCAAAAGCAGACUUGCGCUGUCAUGUAAUGUCGCAAAGUUGACGAUGUCGGAGUUUGGUGUGGUGGGGGAUUUGACCAAUCGAUGCACGGUGAUGCAAUAUCAUGCGACGCUCAGGUCACGCAGUCAGCAGUUCUUGUGCGUAUGAUUCAUUUGGGCAAACAUGAGCGUUGGGCGACUCUAUGUACUCGUCAAGGUGUUCAGGUAGCAUUUACGAUGAACUUAUGAUUUUGAAUAUACCUAGCGAUAUAUGUUAUGGACUAGUUCGGAAGCGACGAGCCUAGUUCUGGCGGCAAAGCAGCUGACAUCGCGUCGACGUGACGUGCCUUUGGGACUGCAGCCUGCAAAACGCGUCUGUGG